This is a messenger RNA of Geodia barretti, 951 nucleotides long. Lineage: Eukaryota; Metazoa; Porifera; Demospongiae; Tetractinellida; Geodiidae. The record is from the annotation of a GenBank genome assembly.
AUGGAGGAACCUGUGACUACGGUGGAGGUACGGGCUCCGGCCACGACCGCUAAUCUCGGUCCUGGCUACGACUGCCUGGGCAUGGCCCUGGACUUGUGGAACACGCUGACCGUGGAGGUUCUCCCCGCCGGCUCCGAACCCGCCGUGGUUGUUUUGGGCGAAGGCGCCGGUGAGUUGGAGGCGGACGCCCAAAACCUGACCUACCGCGCCAUGGAAUUUUUGUUCAACGAAGCCGACGUUCCUCUCCCCCCGUUGUCACUUCGCUGCAAUAACUCGAUUCCGCUGAGCCGUGGCAUGGGCAGCAGUGCGGCGGCCAUUUCCGGCGGCCUCGUGGCAGCCAAUUGGCUCCUUGACAAUGUGUUCAGCCAGGACGAUCUGCUGGAAAUGGCCGCGACCAUCGAAGGCCAUCCCGAUAAUGUUGCUGCCGCGAUCCAUGGCGGCAUGAGGCUGGUGGUGAUGAACGACGACCGCCUGUACACCGCUCCUAUCCGGGUUCCGGCGGACAUGCAGGCCGUCCUGUUCAUCCCGGAACGGCGAAUUGCUACCGCGGAUGCUCGGCGGGUUUUGCCGGAUCAAAUACCCAUCGCCGACGCGGUGUACAAUAUGAGCCGCACCGCGUUGCUUGUGGCGAGUAUGGAGUCCGAUCGUCCCGAAUACCUGAACAUCGCCACCCAGGAUCGUCUCCACCAGCCCUAUCGGCAGACUAUUUUCCCGCAAAUGAAGGUCAUUUUUGCUGCUGCCCAAGCUGCCGGCGCCUUGGGGGUUUUCCUCUCCGGGAGUGGUAGCACCAUUUUGGCCUUGACGCGCGAUCGUGCGAUGACGGUCGCCUAUGAAAUGUUCGACGCCGCCCGGCUCGCCGGCGUCGACGGGCGCGUGGAAGUCACCCAGCCGACUGACCUCGGGGCACAUUUCAUUGACGUGCCCGGAAAUGAAUCGCAGGACGCCGCCUAA